This is a messenger RNA of Metschnikowia bicuspidata var. bicuspidata NRRL YB-4993, 1407 nucleotides long. It is a transcript of the gene ASH1, whose product is annotated as DNA-binding transcription repressor. The record is from RefSeq and is a predicted model, not a curated record. NCBI's taxonomy places the organism in Eukaryota, Fungi, Ascomycota, Pichiomycetes, Serinales, Metschnikowiaceae. Gene Ontology annotation, biological process: regulation of DNA-templated transcription. Bases 1 to 1407 code for a protein of 468 amino acids. The transcript has a single exon. Gene Ontology annotation, molecular function: sequence-specific DNA binding; zinc ion binding.
AUGAGUGUGCUCCGGCCGCCCAUGUACCCGAACCAGCUCGACCGCCCCUUCGCCCCCGGCCGCGGCCAUGGCAAAACGGCGUCUUUCGGCCAGCUCUUCUCCGGACUCACGAGCCAGCGGGCCGCGCGCAAAGUCCGCUCCGAGUCGCCGCACCACGCCGUGCCGCCCGGGCCCCGGGCCCCCAAAAAACGCAGGUCCCACGACGACGGCCACGCCACGCACGGUGCCCCAGCCGGGGAGCCGUUGCCCGCAUUGAAAAGACCCCGGACCGUGCCCUCGCUGCCGAUUUCCAGCCGGGCCUGCAGCCCCAUGCACGUGCCGGUGCCCCCGCGGGCAGCCCUGGCCGGCAGCGUCACGUUGCCCAGUCUCAGCGACGCCUUGGGCCCGAUGCCCGACGUGGCCGCGGGCCGCAAGCCCAGCCCCAAGGCCCGCCCGCCAACGGUGUCGCUCGACUACUUCGACACGUACAUGCCCAACGACGAGCACUGGCGCUUCGGCUUGUUGGACUCGAUCCGCCACUCCAAGCCCGCGUUCUCGUUGGACAAGUACGCGUAUUUGAACCGGCACGCAUGCGGGCAGCCGAACCUUGCCGCCAAGCCGGGUCCUCCCGCCAAGCCGUGCUUCGACUCGCGCACCAGCUGCAAGGCCGUGCCGACGUUUGCGCAGCGCAAAAUCAACUUCCCCUACGAGUCCAGCUACACGUACUUGAACUCCACCUACCUCCACGACGUACAGAAGUUCCCGGAGUACAUGGAAUUGGCGCGCCUGCUAGUGCAGCUCUCGCGGCCGCCAGACGGCCUGCAGAGCCCCACCACGGAGGCCUGUUCUCUGGAGAGGCUCCCCACAAACGCCUAUUCUCUGGAGAGGCUCCCCACAAACGCCCAUGCCCACCCCCAGAAGCCCCCGAGCCCUCUGCACGCCGCCCAUCACGUGGGCUCGCUGUCCACGGCGCGCCCGCUUCCCCUGUUUUCGCUGGGAGCCCACGGCACGCCCCAACACUCGUUCGAGGGCCGGCAGCACGCACCCCACGCCGGCAGCCACGUGGCCUCGCACCGCACGCACUUCAUCCCCAUCACCCCGCCGUCAGUCAAGGACAAGACGCGGCUGGAGUUGAUGAAAUCGCCGCCCCGCCCGGCCCAGGGCUCGCUGCGCAUAUGCAUCUCCUGCGGCACAGACCUGUCGCCGUGCUGGCGGCCGUCCUGGAGCUGCCAGGAGGGCCAGCUUUGCAACUCGUGCGGCUUGCGGUACAAGAAGACCGCGGCCCGGUGCCUCAAAGCCGAGUGCAAGAAGAUCCCCGCCAAAGGCGAGUGGGCCCUCAUGCAGAGCAAGGGCACGACCACGUAUGAGGACGGUAAGCUGGCUUACGGGUGUCUCAGCUGUGGGGGGCAGGUCGAGCUCAAACGGUAG